AUGAUAAUCACAUUGAGUGCCGGAGCUAUUGUCUUCCUGGCAUCACUGGCUGCGACUGUCGGCGCCCUGUCUGUUGCCGACUGCAAGAAAAUUCGAGUCUUGUCCUUGGAUGUCACGGGGACUUUACUCGCUGGCAGAGAGCCUGUGGUUCAAACCUAUCACAAGGCUGCACUCUGGGCACAACUUCCCCAUCCGCCUUCUCCAGAAGAACUCAAGACUGCGUUCAAAGCUGCCUACAAGGAAAAAUGUAUUGAGUCUCCUUGCUUUGGAAAGGUCGAGGGGACCUCAGGCCGUGAAUGGUGGUAUGAUAUGGUUCGACGAGUAUUGUACAAGACAGGCAGAGAGUAUUCUCAAGAAGAAUAUGAUCGAUACUUUCGUCGUGUCUAUCAACAAUUUGGAUCACCCGCUGGAUAUCGCGUUUUGGAGGAUGCCCAAAUCAUGAUUGAUGCGUUGGAACCGGACGGAUUUCUUUUGGGUAUCACCUCCAAUACUCCCACUCGACACAUGGAAUCUGUCUUGCCAAUGCUGGAUAGCUUCCAUGACAACUUUCAAUUCUUCACCUGUUCACAAGACGUAGGGAUCGAGAAGCCAGGAGCAGCCAUCUUUGACAAGUCAUAUCAAUCGGCCAAAUUUUGGAUCCCCGACUUGCAAAAGGACGAAAUAUUGCAUAUUGGGGACUCGUAUGCCUGUGAUUAUUGUGGUGCCAAGGCUUAUGGCUUCCAAGCACUAAUGUUGGACCGCUCGAGCCACCCUGCCGUGAUGGCCUAUCAGGAUUGGGUGAAAGGGCCCGAUUACCCUGGAAAGACCUUGGAGGAAGUUCAAGACAACACCAUUACCAGUUUGGAAGAGGUAGUAAAAAUGCUUACCGCAAUAGCCGAUGAAGAGGUUCAGGAGAUCGCGAAAGAAGAUCCCAAAGAUGCCAAGCCGAAGGCUGUUGUAAAGAAAGAUGGCGAAUCCAGACAGGAAUCAAUCAAGCCUCACAAGCCAAAGUCUGUUCAGCAGGGAGAGGUGGUCAAGCUAGCAGAUGUUGACGACGGGGUAGAGGAAGAAGCAGAGCCUAACAUGGAAGCUCAAGAUGAGACCUUACGUACUAUGCAGGCAGAAACAAAGCCAGUCCAAGCAGUUGAAGAAGCCCCAGCUUCUCCUAAGAGCAGAGAGCCGAUGGUUGGAAAGUCUGGUGUUGAUGAUCUCACUGCCAAAUUUGAUGAAAAAGUUCCCCGAUAUCGUGAGCAGAUUCCUACUCUGAGAUUCAAUUCAUUGGGGCAAAUCAUUGAAGAUAAGACCCAAUCAUCGUACGUAGCUUCUGUCGAAAAUCUUGGCUACCAAGUGCAACAGCAAUACUCUAGUGAUAGCAGCAGCUGGUUUGAUGCCAAAUCCAAAGUCACGGCUUCGUACGGCAAGCAAGGAAAGAAAGGAAACCAGGACGACCCUUCAUCACAGGAAAAUGUCCGUCCAUCAAGACAGCCUGCCAGUUGGUUUGAUACCCAAUCCACAAGAGAUACAAAGAAAAAAUGGACCAGUGCAAACAAGAGCGGCCCCAAGCCCGAGCCUACCGAAACCGAAGCUGAGUCGGAGAAGAAAACCCACCAUAUCUCGAACCUGUAUUCUUCAUCCAACCAGUUGGAAGACUUUCGUGAUAUCAAAAGUCCACCAAUUUACGGUACGCCGAAAAAGAAAUGGAAACCUGCGAAUCGCGUCGAACCUGAACCUCUGAUGGAAAAUAUGGAGCGUGAUAUCGCGAGUGGGAGACACUUGUCCAAUAAAUAUGCCGACGACUAUUCCGAGGACGACUUUCGUGACAUCCAAAGUCCACCAAUUUAUGGCACGGAGAAAAAGAAAUGGAGACCUGCAAGGAAGAGCGAGGCGGAGCCUAGUGAAGAGCCUCUAUUGGAAGAUAUGGACUAUGAUAUUGCGAGUGGGAGACAUUUAACUAAUGAAUAUGCCGACGACUAUUCCGAAGACGACUUUCGUGACAUCCAAAGUCCACCAAUUUUUUGA
Messenger RNA from Cylindrotheca closterium, 1998 nucleotides. The record is from the annotation of a GenBank genome assembly. Lineage: Eukaryota; Bacillariophyta; Bacillariophyceae; Bacillariales; Bacillariaceae.